This is a messenger RNA of Alternaria metachromatica, 639 nucleotides long. RefSeq lists its product as uncharacterized. The record is from RefSeq and is a predicted model, not a curated record. Lineage: Eukaryota; Fungi; Ascomycota; Dothideomycetes; Pleosporales; Pleosporaceae. The coding region runs from base 1 to 639 and encodes 212 amino acids. The transcript has a single exon.
AUGCUGUUUUCAGAAGAGCAUCGCAUUACGCGCCGUCUGGGUCGAUGGGAAAUCGGUCUACGUGCUAUGGCUACGUUUGAUACACUUUUACUCGCUGAAUCCGCCCCUCAAAGGCUUCUAAUCAAGGCUAUCGGUCUCAUGCAAGUAGCCAACCCACCGUGUCGAUGUUUGGGCCUGUACUAUCCUGAGUCAGACAAAUAUAUACGGCCACUACCACUUACUCUCCUACGAAGGCUUCGGAGAGACGACGGCAUACGUGUUAUUGAUCUUUUGAUUGCUCUGGAAACGAUUAAAUCUACUGUGUUGUCAAAUUGGACCAAGGAUGCUGAAAAGCUUCGCGAGCAGGUCAAGAAGUCACAUUGGAUAGACAACAUCUGGACGUUACCCGGCUCUCCAACAAUUCGCAUCUACCUAGACAAUGGGCUUAUGGCCGACGAACCACCCUACGCUGCCGAGGGAAUCGCUGACCGUGAUCACUAUUCACAUCCUUUCCGCGGUGAUACAUAUAAGUUCCGUCGAGCGUACAUGAUCGCCGAGCCAUCAAGGGAUAUUCGACAAGGCGAGUGGGUUCCAGAAGAAUUGUUCGAGCCAAUGGAGAGCCAGACGGGACGCGCUCCUAUCAACUGGAUGUACACUUGA